ACACCACAGGGUUAGUCAUGUUGAGGUUAUCUUAACCCCCUUGUCACACAGCAAGUAGGACCCGACAGUCACACACCACAGGGCAGAUAGGGCCUGAAAACCACACACCUGGAAGGUACGCAUUAGAAGCAUGGAUUUAAAAAGCCUUUUUGUGGUAGCCCAGUUUAUAAAGGCAAGAUGUGCCCAUGGCAUGACGGCAGGAAAGGCCAAAAAGGAUAAGAAUUAUAUUUUCUAUGAGGUGGAGAUUCAGGAUUCCAAGAAGUUGAAGCUUUGCUACUUGGACAAGGUGGAACCUAAUGCCACUAUUGGAGAGAUCAAGUGUCUAUUAUAUAAGAUCUAUCCUAAAUGGUACCCAGCCAGACAGGCUUUGUCACUUCACCCAGAUGGGGAGUCCCUGAAGGAUGAUGAGGUAUUGGAGAAUCUACCGGUGGGAACCACGGUAACAAUGUUCUUCCACGACCUGGGACCGCAGCUGGGGUGGACCAUGGUGUUUCUGGCGGAGUGCAUCGGACCUCUCUUCAUCUACCUUUUCUUCUUCCUCCAUCUCCUCAACAUCUACGAGCAGAAAGAUGACUAUACCUCCAAUCCCUGCUCAGUGGUCACGCUGGCGUGUGUGUGUCACUGUUUCCACUACUUCAGAAGGCUGUUGGAAACCGUCUUCAUUCAUCGCUUCUCAGACGGCACCUUGCCACUGCAAACCAUCAUGAGGAACUGCCUGUACUACUGGGGAUUUUCUGCUUGGUUAGCCUACUACAUCAACCACCCCCUCUACACUCCACCAUCGUAUGGGAAUCUCCAAAUCUACUCUGCGUUGGUGGUGUUUAUGCUCUGUGAAGCUGGAAACUUCUCAAUUCAUUUGGCUCUCAAUAACUUGGGCUGUAAUGGUCUGAGGCCCAAGCGGAUCCCUUACCCCACCAGGAACCCCUUCACAUGGCUCUUCUUCUUCGUGUCAUGUCCCAACUACACCUAUGAGGUGGGGACGUGGUUGAGUUUCUCCAUCAUGACACAGUGUGUUCCAGUGGCUCUGUUCACGUUGCUGGGCUUCAUCCAGAUGACUAUCUGGGCCCGGGGAAAACAUAAGAUGUACACCAGAGAGUUUAUAGACUACCCUGAACUAAGAUCAGCUAUCAUCCCUUUGUUCCUUUGAGCCAGCCAGGGUUAACAACAAGAUCCUUAAUUAUACCCCUGUUCCUUAAUUAUACCCCUGUUCCUUAAUAAGGGUUGCAAAAAAAAUAUAAUUCUGCUAACUUGUCACCAAAUUCCCAGUUUUUCCCAGAAAUCCCAGUUCUAAAUUCCACGUAAUCAGAAGGAAAUAAGCAAGGAAUUAAGUCAUCGUCCAACCAGGAUUUCUGGAACACCUGGGAAUUCUGGGUAAAUUACCAAAAUUGUGCGCAAACCUAUUCGCUAUACUUUUGGCCAGAGCCACAUAGGCCUCUUGCCAAAUGUAGUGGACUACAUAGGGAAUAGAAUGCUAUUUUAGACAGACCCAUUGCAUACUCUACUACAGUUAGAGAAAGCAGUGUACUGGACACUGUGGUAAUAGUGCACUUGUAGGGGAUAUGAUGUGGCUCUGACCAAAAGGAGUGACACUAUAUGGGGGGGACAACAGAUACCCAGUCAAUAAGCGAGCUGUAUAUAAAUGAACUUUGUGACAGCCUCUCGGUCAGAAUAGGGUUACAAGGACUCACUCAGGCCUGUGACUUAACCUCAUCACUCAACUCUACACUAAAAGUGUACAUUUGUAGCAAGGUUAUGGCUUUACACAGAUACAGUUUUUUUAAGUUAGGAUGAAUGUACUACAAAGUGUGGAAUGAUACAAUAGAUUGGUUUGAUUCCCUUUAGUCGUAGAGAAUUUAUACAUCUUUUUUUAUUCACCAUAAUCAUCGUUGCAGCACAGUUCAUGUGAGUGACAAUGUGUAUACAUUAUAGUAGUGGUCUUGAAGUCUAGUGCACUUGAAGUCUAGUGCACUUGAAGUCUAGUGCACUUGAAGUCUAGUGCACUUGAAGUCUAGUGCACUUGAAGUCUAGUGCACUUGAAGUCUAGUGCACUUGAAGUCUAGUGCACUUGAAGUCUAGUGCACUUGAAGUCUAGUGCACUUGAAGUCUAGUGCACUUGUUCCCCUGUUGAAGGACGGACGGCCCUGUUCAGUCAAAUCAGAUAUGAAGUAACCAUCAUUUAAUAUGUGAUAUUAUUAGUAUUUUAUCUUAUUUGUUUACGUUGUUAGUUUUACAGUGGGGCUGUUCUAUUUGUUCACAGUAACUUUGUGUUAUUAAUGAACCCAUUUGGAUUUAACAGGGCCAGUGUGUGUUGCUGUUAAAACAUGGCAUCAGUUGAAGUUGAUACACAUAUCUAUUCUCAUCCAUAAUACUAGCUAUGACAGGGAUGGGCAACUGGCAGCUCGCGAGGGGCCCCUUAUGAAGGCCCUCGCUGGUGCUGGAGGGGGGGGGGGGGGGUGGUAGAAUGCACAAGGUGCCAUUUUGAAAUGUGGUUUUACAUCAGCAGUUUUUCUCUUGUUUUCUAUUUAUCACUGUUGGAAUGUCAGCCAAAACAAAUUUGAUUAGUAAAUUAGUCUAGCAGCCAGGUAUAAACAAAAGGUAGUAAUCGUGGUGGAUUCACCAGCCGGGGGGGGGGGGCGCAUUUGAUUUUGUUGGUCAGCCUCACAUUUCUCUCCACCCCAUAGAAAAAUGAGUAGAAUUAAAGGAAAUGUGUUAGAAAAUUGCCAAAUCGGCUCUCUGUCCCAAUGGUCAAAAUUUGUAGAAUUGCAAAAUACUUGAUUUAAAACAGCAAAAUGUUCUUUACAUCCCAAUGGCGAAAUGUGUAGAAUAUAUAAACCAAGCAAUAUAUUUCUACAUUAUUUGAACGGCUAUGUAAAUGAGCUAAGCAUUAUUAGUAGUUUUUGGUAUAUAAAUGCGGGUAUACAGACCCGCCAGCCACUAUGGCCCCUCAUAAUGACUUCAGAUUUUUUAGUGGCUCCCAACCCCAUCAUAGUUGCCCGAUCCCUGAUCGUAGGAAAUGGAAGCGUAAAUCCAAAAGCGUCUUCUUGAUUAGAAACAGCAUUUGUAACAUGUUAAACACAGUUAUCAUGACAUUUCAAAAACAAACAAAAAAAUGGUAACAAUAAAAUAAAGAAUAUAUUUU
This is a messenger RNA of Oncorhynchus kisutch (coho salmon), 3139 nucleotides long. RefSeq names its product very-long-chain enoyl-CoA reductase. Gene Ontology annotation, biological process: very long-chain fatty acid biosynthetic process. Lineage: Eukaryota; Metazoa; Chordata; Actinopteri; Salmoniformes; Salmonidae. The record is from RefSeq and is a predicted model, not a curated record. Gene Ontology annotation, molecular function: oxidoreductase activity, acting on the CH-CH group of donors. The coding region runs from base 131 to 1147 and encodes 338 amino acids. The transcript has 12 exons.